GUCAUGUGUACGUCUACUUGGAAUCUCAGUCAAUAUCAUGAGAAUGUGCCCGGAUCUGGAUUUCUGUAUCAUUAUUAUACUCCUAUUAUUAUCACAACUUGUUUUUUUAUUUGUCUUACUAAUCAAUCACAAGCUACUUAUUACGACUAGUCUUCAUCAUGACACAAGAGUUAGAAGAAGAAGACUUGUUCUUAAUUUCUGCACUCCUGAAUCCAUUUCUAGAUUUUUCAUUUCCUCCAUCCCCCUGGGAAUUUACUAAGCUCUCCACCUAACUCCUUGGUCUGUCAAGCAGCUGAUAAAUGUUCAAACUUACAGCACAAAAGAAAAAUCAGAAAAAUGAAGGAUGAAGGAUGAUGAUUCAUAGAGCUGCUUAUUGGGCUAUGAUUACUUGAAAUCAUACUUGGAUCUCCUUUGAUCUUCUUCAUUCUUGCACAAUCUCAAGAUAAAAAGAUGAGCAAGAGGGAGGAGAUGAACUUGGCCGAAACCAGACAUGUCGAUUGCUAAUCAUUUUACUCAAAGAAUUCGCCUUAAAAUGGCUGCUGGACGAUGCUCCAGGCCCCGGUUAAGGCGAGCGCCUCCCACAAAGUUUCUCUUUAUUCUCUUCCUUCUAAUUAUUACACCCAUUUGUGUGCUCACAAUCUAUACUCAUGGCCAAAACAUUUCUUACUUCUUUCGCCCGCUUUGGGACAACCCGCCUCCUUCGUUCACCCAUAUGCCUCAUUACUAUGCUGAGGAUGUGUCAAUAAACCAGCUCUGCAAGCUCCAUGGUUGGUCAAUUCGUUCCAAACCUCGUCGUAUCUUUGAUGCUAUAAUCUUUAGUCAUGAACUUGACUUGUUGGAACUGAGAUGGAAAGAACUCUACCCGUAUGUCACUAAAUUCAUCAUUCUUGAAUCUAAUACUACUUUCACUGGAAUUCCUAAACCUCUCUUCUUUGCUGAAAAUUUAGAUAGAUUUAAAUUCGCAAGGAAAAAGAUGGCGCAUAGUGUUUUCAUGGGUCCGAAAGCUGUUCCUGGGGUUCGAGAAGACCCAUUUGUGUUAGAAUCUGCACAACGUGGAGCUAUGAAUUAUUUGUUGCAGAAUGCAGGGAUUUCUGACGGUGAUCUACUUAUAAUGGCGGAUACAGAUGAGAUUCCAAGUGCACACACCAUGAAACUAUUGCAAUGGUGUGAUGGUAUACCACCUGUAAUGCACCUGGAAUUGAAGCACUUCAUGUACUCAUUCGAGUUCCCUGUUGAUUUCAGCAGUUGGCGUGCCACAGCUCAUGUAUACGGACCAGGAACACAUUACCGUCAUUCACGUCAGGCAGACGUUAUACUCUCAGAUGCAGGUUGGCAUUGUAGUUUCUGUUUUAGACGAAUCUCAGAAUUUGUUUUUAAGAUGACUGCAUACAGUCAUGCAGACCGUGUAAGGCGGUCGGAUUUUCUUGAUUUUGAUAGAAUUCAGAAGAUUAUUUGUCAAGGAAAUGAUUUGUUUGAUAUGUUACCAGAAGAAUAUACUUUUCAUGAAUUGAUUAAGAAGAUGGGUUCUAUUCCUAAGUCGAAUUCGGCUGUUCAUCUUCCUGGUUACCUUUUGAAUAAUGCAGAUAAGUUUAGAUUUCUUUUACCAGGUGGUUGUUUACGGCAGCCCGAGUGAUAAUUCAUCACUGAACGCAUAUUUGAUUCAAGUUUAUUUCCUCAACAUUUGAGGUAAAAGUUUCAUUUGUAUUCCUGUUUCUUUGUGUACAUAACAAUUUGAUUAUUUGGAAAGAAAUCAGAAAAAUGUGAAAUUAUUUCUGCAAGCAUGAAAA
Papaver somniferum (opium poppy) is the source of this 1787-nucleotide messenger RNA. Its product is annotated as beta-1,4-mannosyl-glycoprotein 4-beta-N-acetylglucosaminyltransferase-like. The coding region runs from base 491 to 1633 and encodes 380 amino acids. The record is from RefSeq and is a predicted model, not a curated record. Gene Ontology annotation, biological process: N-acetylglucosamine metabolic process; protein N-linked glycosylation. Gene Ontology annotation, molecular function: beta-1,4-mannosylglycoprotein 4-beta-N-acetylglucosaminyltransferase activity. Lineage: Eukaryota; Viridiplantae; Streptophyta; Magnoliopsida; Ranunculales; Papaveraceae. Gene Ontology annotation, cellular component: membrane. The transcript has 2 exons.